AGAGCUGUAGCCGCUAUAACCGUAACAGCUGUAACCGAAAAACAAUAAUCAAGGUUUCCUAAAAUGUAGAUAUUUUGAGCAAAUGAUAUAUACCAGAGGCCAUUUGUACAAGUCAAAGUUGGCCUUUAUUAAUUCCUCGCCAAGAGACACAAAUGGCGGCUGUACAAUUACGCUUAGUUAAAAAGCUACAAACAAAACUUCAAGAAACUGUUCACAAAAAUUUCAAGUAUAAGAAUGAAAUUUGUGCCAAGCUUCCUUUUCAUAGGAUCCUUUUUACGUCCCGGCUGUCUUCGUAAAGAAGCAUGACAUUUUGAGCAUUUAAGCCGCGAAAACCACCAUUAUAAAUUAUGCAAAUUUCAAACUUCGCCCGUCAAAUAAAUCGUUGGAACUUUAAACUAUUUUUCCUUGAAUAAGUUGACCCAAACAAGUACGUUUUGGCGAAAUAAAAAAAGAUCGAUUUUUCGGGAUUGUUUCUCGAUUCUCGACAUUCUGAGAAAAUCAUUAAUAUAUUCUUAAAUCUGAAAAUUGUUAUUGUCCCUUAAUUUUCUGGUAAAAAAGCCAGUUCAUUCGCUGGAAUGACAGUGUUGAGCAGAUCACCUCAUUAUUUUGAGCAUGGACAGAAUCGAAAAUAGGCGCACACGCUAAUUAAACCAGAUUCCGUGUGUAUUGAAUGUUGAAAAUCUUGACGCGCUUAAGUGAGGCUGGAUUUCGAGUCUUCGGCAUGUCUUCGGCUGUUCUUUUGAUAUCAAAAACGCACAUGAAAUGGCUUUUCCUUUCAUUAGAAGAACGCAACGUUUUAAGACUUAGAAGAUACGCUAUGAAGAUUAGCUAGAAGCAUUUAGAGUAUGCAGAAACUAGAGAACGGAAGAAGGUCGAACUAGCGCACAAGUGGUUUUUGAGCGCUUUGCCGCAGUGUUAAAUACAUUUAAAAUGCGAUUUAAGUUUCCGUAUUCGGCACAGGUGAAAGUUUAGCAAAAGGACACAAAGGCCUCUUUCGACAAGAUCCGGUUCACACGAAACAGAAUUUAAAUAAGUUCGUUUGCGGUGUUAGACGCAGUUUUUUCCUUCGUUGUGGCGAGGAUAAAGUUCUGCGCAAAAUCGUCGUUCAGUGGAGGUUUUCGUCUUCCUGGUAGUCCAGGAAAUUAUAAAACCCUCCGCGAAGAAUUUUUAUAGGCAUAUAGUUGGAAGUUACGUGAGCGAGAAUCCUAAAGUGGAAUAUUUGGAGGUAAUUGAAAUUAUUAUGUUUUUUUUUUUGAAGGAUAAAGCCAGUUUUCAAUCCAAACUUGGCCUCUAUAUAAUUAUGUAUUUUGAGGAAGAGUAUUUUGAAGUUUAAAGUUUCUUUUUUUCCAUAAUGGGUCGUGUUUCUAUACCAUUUUAUAAAAUUUUACUGAAAAGUAAGCAAAAUUUAUCGCAGCAUUGAUGCGGCGGAUUAACCUGUAAUUUCUGGCGUCGAAAUAAGCCAUAUUUGUACGAAAGCAUCGAUCGUUAAACAGUAAAAAGAAUAUCGCAAGUGUUUGAAGAAGGAAUUUCAUUACUAUUACUGCCUAAUACUUUUGCAAUUCUUCGCAAUUAGAAAAGAACGGCUUUCUUCUUUUUCAUUCUAUAGCAUUCUGUUUCCAAAACACUGUGAAGAACUACAAAGUGUCUUGGCAACCAACGUUUUGACAAACAAGACCCCGAUUGCCUAUUUACCAGUUUGUGGUUCCGUGGGAACAAAAACAAGCGAGUGAAUUUGGAGGGAAGAACAGCUUCGACGAAACUCCAGCAUCCAAUCGAAAUCGAGUGAAAAAUCAAGAAAACAAAAUAUAGCGGCGAUGUCGGCCGCAAACCUCUCGAACAUAAACGAAGGUCACUGUUCCUGGCCGUUGCACCCCGGUAAGACAUCAUGCUUCGCACCGAACAGCUUGCAUCUUCCACUGUUGGUUGUGGUUGUGAUCCUAAACUGCACUCUUUCCAUGGUCUCCGUGACGGGAAACGCUCUGUGGAUAGCAGCCUAUACCAAAACGCCAACCCUUCAGACGCCGUUGAACAUGUGCCUUCUGAGUUUAGCGUCUGUUGGCCUCUUCAACGGCGCAGUGAUGCAACCUUUGAUAAUAUCAGACGCCAUCUAUUUCCUAGCUUGUCCUUUGAAGACUUGCUCUUUGGAGCACAUCGUCACUGGAAUAAUAACUUUGGUGGCUGACAGCACCCUCCAAAACAUUGCCGUCAUCUGUAUUGACCGUUACAUAGCAAUUCUCCACAGCGCUAAGUACUGCCAGUUAGUUUCCAAAAAGAGAAUCGUAAUCGCUUUUUGCACCUACGCACUCUUUCGUCUGUUUUUAAGUAUCUGCGUUUUCACUGGAAUCCUCGAUUAUACUGCUCUGGUUAUCUCAUCAAUAGUUCUUAGCAUUGUGAUUGUCUGUUUUACUUGUAUACGGAUUUUUCUUCAGAUUCGUCGCCUCGGAAGCGUUUCAGUCGGACCAGUGAACCCGGAGGAAGAAAGAAGGAAAGCUCAGGAGCGAAAAAUCACCAAAACUAUCGGUGUUAUCAUUGCAAUUUCGGCUCUGUGUUACGGCCCUGCUCUAGGAUAUUUCUUCGCCAGUAAAUUAACUGUCAGAAGCGAAGGCCUACAUGUCAUACUCUGGCGUUUUAUUGAAACUGUGAUGAUGCUGAACUCUGUACUUUAUUUCACAAUCUAUUUUGCUCGACACAGAGAGAAGCGAGCUGCAGUGCGCAAAGCUGUAAACGAUGCUUACAACGCAAUUAAAAAUUGUAGGUGUCUUUAAGAAAUUAGAAGAUCAAACUGCAAAACAAACAUGUAAUUAGCAAUAAAGUUAACUGUUUACUAACACCACGAGUUUAUCACUUGCACGUAUUUUACAACUGGUCGGGUUUUUAAGCUCCUGAGGGAAGAUAUGUAUUUUAUUUCCCUGCGUGCAAAAUCAUGAGAACCAAGUUUCCUGGUAAAUAUGGUUUGGCGCUGCGAUAAGUAUCUGUUUGAAAAUUCGUUAAGUACUCAACUUAAAAUGUUCUUAAAGUAAACAAAAGGAUUGAUUCAAAGUUUGCACAUCAUCGCUGAAACAUAAUUUCAGUUUAUUUAGGCAUUAGACUGAUUUUAAAUAUAUGAGUAAAUUAUCUGCACGUAAAUUUGCGGAUUCGUCGGUUAACUAUUAAAUUCUCCGGUUCGCGAUCGAUGAAACACAACAGCAGUGGUCUUUUUCGAGGAGAUUUUCCACGUUCGCUGACUUGUUAGCAGCAGAACUUCCCCAAAUGCCCAAAUUAAACAAUAGUUCGAAAAUAGCCACAUGAUUUUGAAAGAUAUCAUUGUGUGAUUGCGACAGACUGCUUAAAAGGAAACAUUUCCUCUUCAAAUGGGGUUCGAAAGUAUGUUUGUCUUUGCGAACGCCAACGCAAUGUAUUAGCGUCUGAGACAAAUUUAUUCACUACUGGAGAGAUUUAUCGAGUCCGAUGUCUAAAGAUUUACAACAAAAUUAAUCAAGCAGAUAAUCGAAAGUAAUACAACAUAUGUAUUAUUAAAUGCAUAUAAUACAUCGAUGAAGGAAAGAAAAAGAGAAUUCAUUUCCGCUUCUCAUUUUCUUUAUGUCUUUAUACUGAAUUGAAAAACCUUUGAAAAAACCUCGACUCGUCGCCUAGACGUGCUUCCCAAAAGAGACAAACAAAACAAAACAAAACAAGAGUAAAAAAAAAUGUGAAAUUGCUCAACCUGGUUACAAAGAUAUCAGGAAUGAAGAGUGGAGAAAAUGUAUUUUAACAGCGGUAAAUAAAUUUGUUAUUUACUGAAAAGUCAGUGUAGCGGGCCUUGGUCAGUACGACUGGUUCGCUUGCCGUAUACAAUAAUUGUAAUUAGACGCUUUGGAAAAUAUCGCGCUACCGUGUUUCUAUUAAUUAGAGUAAAUUGUAUACCUAUGUUGGAAGGUGUAAACACGUACAAUUUUAUUAAUAUA
This is a messenger RNA of Orbicella faveolata, 3944 nucleotides long. RefSeq names its product beta-4C adrenergic receptor-like. Gene Ontology annotation, molecular function: G protein-coupled receptor activity. Gene Ontology annotation, biological process: G protein-coupled receptor signaling pathway. The record is from RefSeq and is a predicted model, not a curated record. Gene Ontology annotation, cellular component: membrane. NCBI's taxonomy places the organism in Eukaryota, Metazoa, Cnidaria, Anthozoa, Scleractinia, Merulinidae.